Molecule: messenger RNA, 7924 nt
Organism: Ictidomys tridecemlineatus (thirteen-lined ground squirrel)
Lineage: Eukaryota; Metazoa; Chordata; Mammalia; Rodentia; Sciuridae
Source: RefSeq, a predicted model, not a curated record
GGUGAUGUUGGAGGCGGCAUGUGACUCCCGGGGCUACGUGGGCUCGAAAACAAUUUAAAUACAAAAACACAAGCAGGUCCCUCCUCUCCUUUGCCUUUUGGUCUGGCUCUCCCUGCCUUUGCGCUGGUGCCUGACCGAAUGGGCAGCCCGUCGCCGUGCGGCCACUAACCUGUGCGCGCCGGGCACCUGGAGGCCGGGCCCUCGCUGGCCCCGGCGCCCGCCCGUCCUUUUGCAGCCGCGGACUCCGCGCCUGGUGUGACCACUGAGGCCCAGAGAGGUGAUGUGAUUUGCCUAAAGUCAUGCACCUCGUGGCAGAGCCAGGCCUAGAAGCCAGGUGCCCUGGCUCUCAAGACACACUGCUGCCCGAGGAAUGGAACAGAGAAUUGGAAGCUAAAGCUACCAAAGACGUAGAAAGAAAUCUUAGCAGGGAUUUAGUGCAAGAAGAAGAACAGUUGAUGGAAGAAAAGAAAAAGAAAAAAGACGACAAGAAAAAGAAGGAAGCUGCUCAAAAGAAGGUAGCCACUGAACAAAAAAUCAAAGUGCCAGAACAGAUAAAGCCCAGUGUAAGCCAGCCUCAGCCUGCCAACUCUAAUAACGGCACUUCCACAGCAACCAGCACUAAUAAUAAUGCCAAGCGAGCUACAGCCAACAAUCAGCAGCAGCAGCAGCAACAGCAGCAGCCGCAGCAGCAGCAGCAGCAGCCGCAGCAGCAGCAGCCACCACCAUCAUUGCAGCAGCAGCAGCAGCAGCAGCCGCCGCAGCCACAGGCCUUGCCUCGGUAUCCUCGAGAAGUACCUCCACGAUUUCGCCACCAGGAACAUAAGCAGCUUCUAAAGAGGGGUCAGCAUUUUCCUGUCAUAGCAGCAAACCUGGGAUCUGCUGUUAAGGUGUUAAACAGCCAGUCAGAAAGCAGUGCUGUAAUAAAUCAGCAGCCACAAAAUAACGGAGAGGUGCAGAACAGCAGAACCGAGUCAGAUAUAAACCACAAUACUUCAGGAUCCCAUUAUGAAAAUUCCCAGCGGGGACCUGUGUCUUCUACGAGUGACUCCAGCACAAACUGUAAGAAUGCUGUUGUGAGCGACUUGUUGGAAAAAGAAGUAUGGCCUUCAGCCCCUGGCAGUGAUCCAGAAUUGGCUUCAGAAUGUGUGGAUGCUGAUUCUGCCUCCAGUUCUGAAUCAGAGAGAAACAUCACUAUCAUGGCUUCAGGGAGCACAGGUGGUGAAAAAGAUAGCCUUCGGAAUAGCACUGGACUUGGUUCCCAAAACAAGUUUGUGGUUGGUAGCAGCAGCAAUAAUGUGGGCCAUGGAAGCAGUACUGGACCGUGGGGGUUUUCCCAUGGAGCCAUAAUAAGCACAUGUCAGGUCUCUGUGGAUGCUCCUGAAAGCAAAUCAGAAAGUAGCAACAAUAGAAUGAAUGCUUGGGGCACUGUAAGUUCUUCAUCAAAUGGAGGGUUAAAUCCAAGCACUUUGAAUUCAGCUAGCAACCAUGGUGCCUGGCCAGUAUUAGAGAACAAUGGACUUGCCCUAAAAGGGCCUGUAGGGAGUGGUAAUUCUGGCAUCAAUAUUCAGUGCAGUACCAUAGGCCAGAUGCCUAACAAUCAGAGUAUUAACUCUAAAGUGAGUGGUUCUUCUACCCAUGGUACCUGGGGAAGCCUUCAGGAAACUUGUGAAUCUGAAGUAAGUGGUACACAGAAGGUUUCAUUCAGUGGUCAACCUCAAAAUAUUACCACUGAAAUGACUGGACCAAAUAACACUACUAACUUUAUGACCUCUAGUUUACCAAACUCCGGUUCAGUACAGAAUAAUGAACUGCCUAGUAGUAAUACAGGGGCCUGGCGUGUGAGCACAAUGAAUCAUCCUCAAAUACAGGCUCCAUCAGUUAUGAAUGGCACUUCCCUUUCUCAUCUUAGCAAUGGAGAGUCAAAAAGUGGGGGCUCUUAUGGUACUACAUGGGGUGCCUAUGGUUCUAAUUACUCUGGAGACAAGUGUUCCGGCCCUAAUGGCCAAGCUAAUGGUGACACUGUGAAUGCAACUCUAAUGCAGCCUGGCAUCAAUGGGCCUGUGGGCACUAACUUUCAAGUUAACACAAAUAAAGGAGGAAGCGUUUGGGAGUCUGGGGCAGCAAAUUCCCAGAGUACGUCAUGGGGAAGUGGAAAUGGUGCGAAUUCUGGAGGAAGUCGAAGAGGAUGGGGAACCCCUGCACAAAACACUGGCACUAAUAUACCCAGCGUCGAGUGGAACAAACUGCCUAGCAAUCAGCAUUCCAGUGACAGUGCAAACGGCAAUGGAAAGAAGUUUACAAAUGGAUGGAAGUCUACUGAGGAAGAGGAUCAGGGUUCUGCCACAUCUCAGACAAAUGAGCAAAGCAGCGUGUGGGCCAAAACAGGAGGUGCAGUGGAGAGUGAGGGUAGCACAGAAAGCACUGGACGCCUAGAGGAAAAAGCAACUGGGGACAGUCAGAGUCGAGACAGAAGAAAACUUGAUCAGCACACAUUACUCCAAAGCAUCGUGAACAGAGCUGACUUAGAUCCACGUGUCCUGUCCAACUCUGGCUGGGGACAGACUCCUAUUAAGCAGAAUACUGCCUGGGAUACCGAAACAUCACCUAGAGGGGAAAGAAAGACUGACAAUGGGACCGAGGCCUGGGGAAGCUCUGCAGCACAGACUCUUAACUCAGGGGCAUGUAUGGAGAAGACUGGCCCUAAUGGUAAUGAUACCUCAGCUGUAUCGGGGUGGGGCGACCCCAAGCCUGCUCUGAGGUGGGGAGAUUCCAAAGGCUCAAACUGCCAGGGGGGGUGGGAAGAUGAUUCUGCUGCUACAGGAAUGAUCAAGAGCAAUCAGUGGGGGAAUUGCAAAGAAGAGAAGUCUGCGUGGAAUGAUUCGCAAAAGAGCAAACAGGGAUGGGGUGAUGGACAGAAGGCAAGCCAAGGUUGGUCCGUUUCUGCCACUGACAACUGGGGAGAAACCUCAAGGAGUAACCAUUGGGGGGAGGCUAAUAAAAAGUCCAGCUCAGGAGGUAGUGACAGUGAUAGGUCCGUUUCUGGUUGGAAUGAACUUGGUAAAACUAGUUCUUUUACUUGGGGAAAUAACAUAAAUCCAAAUAAUUCAUCAGGAUGGGAUGAAUCUGCUAAACCUAAUCCUUCCCAGGGAUGGGGAGACCCUCCAAAGUCUAAUCAGUCUCUAGGUUGGGGAGAUUCAUCAAAGCCAGUCAGUUCUCCGGACUGGAACAAGCAACAAGACCUUGUUGGGUCCUGGGGAAUCCCACCAGCUGCAGGCAAACCUCCUGGCACAGGCUGGCUGGGGGGACCCAUACCAGCCCCAGCAAAAGAAGAAGAGCCCACAGGCUGGGAGGAACCAUCCCCAGAAUCCAUACGACGCAAAAUGGAGAUUGAUGACGGAACUUCUGCCUGGGGAGAUCCAAGCAAAUACAACUACAAAAAUGUGAACAUGUGGAACAAAAACGUCCCAAAUGGCAGCAGCCGUUCAGACCAGCAAGCACAGGUACAUCAGCUGCUGCCUUCUGCAAGUGCCAUCUCCAGCAAAGAGGCAAGCAGCGGCUCUGGCUGGGGUGAGCCCUGGGGGGAGCCUUCUACUCCAGCCACAACUGUGGAUAAUGGUACUUCAGCAUGGGGUAAACCCAUAGACAGUGGUCCCAGCUGGGGGGAACCCAUUGCUCCAGCAUCCAACACAUCCACCUGGGGCUCCAGCUCUGUUGGUCCACAAGCGUUAAGCAAAUCUGGGCCAAAAUCUAUGCAAGAUGGCUGGUGUGGUGAUGACAUGCCAUUGCCUGGAAAUCGCCCCACUGGCUGGGAAGAGGAAGAGGAUGUAGAGAUUGGAAUGUGGAAUAGUAACUCAUCUCAAGAGCUUAAUUCAUCUUUAAAUUGGCCACCAUAUACCAAGAAAAUGUCAUCGAAGGGUCUGAGUGGCAAAAAAAGGAGAAGGGAAAGGGGAAUGAUGAAAGGUGGAAACAAACAAGAAGAAGCAUGGAUAAAUCCAUUUGUUAAACAGUUUUCAAAUAUCAGUUUUUCGAGAGACUCACCAGAAGAAAAUGUACAGAGCAAUAAGAUGGACCUUUCUGGAGGAAUGUUACAAGACAAACGAAUGGAGAUAGAUAAACAUAGCCUGAAUAUUGGUGAUUACAAUCGAACGGUCGGGAAAGGCCCUGGUUCUCGGCCUCAGAUUUCCAAAGAGUCUUCCAUGGAGCGCAAUCCUUAUUUUGAUAAGGAUGGCAUUGUAGCAGAUGAAUCCCAAAACAUGCAGUUUAUGUCCAGUCAAAGCAUGAAGCUUCCCCCUUCAAAUAGUGCACUACCUAACCAGGCCCUUGGCUCCAUAGCAGGGCUGGGUAUGCAAAACUUGAAUUCUGUUAGACAGAAUGGCAAUCCCAGUAUGUUUGGUGUUGGAAACACAGCAGCACAACCCCGGGGCUUGCAGCAGCCUCCAGCACAACCUCUUAGUUCAUCUCAGCCUAAUCUCCGUGCUCAAGUGCCUCCUCCAUUACUCUCCCCUCAGGUUCCAGUUUCAUUGCUGAAGUAUGCACCAAACAACGGUGGCCUGAAUCCGCUCUUCGGCCCUCAGCAGGUAGCCAUGCUGAACCAGCUAUCCCAACUAAACCAGCUUUCUCAGAUCUCCCAGUUACAGCGAUUGUUAGCGCAGCAGCAAAGGGCGCAGAGUCAGAGAAGCGUGCCUUCUGGUAACCGGCAGCAGCAAGACCAGCAGGGUCGACCUCUUAGUGUACAGCAGCAAAUGAUGCAGCAGUCUCGUCAACUUGAUCCAAACGUGUUGGUGAAGCAGCCGACUCCACCGUCUCAGCAGCAGUCACUCCAUCAGCCAGCCAUGAAGUCUUUCCUUGACAAUGUCAUGCCUCACACUACACCGGAGCUGCAAAAAGGGCCAUCACCAAUAAAUGCUUUCAGCAACUUUCCUAUAGGCUUGAACUCGAACUUGAAUGUAAAUAUGGAUAUGAACAGUAUUAAAGAGCCACAGUCAAGACUAAGGAAGUGGACUACAGUGGACAGCAUUUCUGUGAACACAUCUUUGGAUCAAAAUUCCAGCAAACAUGGUGCUAUUUCAAGUGGUUUCAGGCUGGAGGAAUCCCCAUUUGUUCCCUAUGACUUUAUGAACAGCAGUUCUUCACCAGCCAGUCCUCCAGGUUCAGUAGGAGAUGGCUGGCCACGUGCCAAAUCGCCCAACGGCUCUAGCAGUGUUAAUUGGCCACCAGAAUUUCGCCCUGGUGAGCCAUGGAAAGGUUAUCCAAACAUUGACCCCGAAACUGACCCUUACGUCACUCCUGGCAGUGUCAUAAACAAUCUUUCAAUUAAUACUGUGCGGGAAGUUGACCACCUCAGGGACAGGAACAGUGGGUCAUCCUCAUCCUUGAACACCACGCUGCCUUCAACUAGUGCCUGGUCAUCCAUUCGUGCCUCCAACUACAACGUUCCCCUCAGCAGUACAGCACAAAGCACUUCAGCCAGAAAUAGUGAUUCCAAAUUGACAUGGUCUCCUGGUUCAGUCACAAACACCUCUCUGGCUCAUGAGCUGUGGAAGGUCCCUUUGCCACCUAAGAACAUCACUGCUCCGUCCCGCCCGCCUCCGGGACUGACUGGUCAGAAGCCGCCCUUGUCUACGUGGGAUAAUUCUCCCCUUCGUGUAGGUGGAGGAUGGGGAAAUUCUGACGCCAGAUAUACCCCAGGUUCCAGCUGGGGUGAGAGCAGCUCAGGGAGAAUAACAAAUUGGCUUGUUCUGAAAAACCUUACACCUCAGAUCGAUGGCUCAACUCUGCGUACCCUGUGCAUGCAGCAUGGCCCGCUGAUCACAUUCCACCUGAACCUCCCACACGGAAACGCUUUGGUCCGCUACAGUUCAAAGGAAGAGGUAGUGAAGGCACAAAAGUCUCUGCACAUGUGCGUCCUGGGGAACACGACUAUUCUUGCUGAGUUUGCCAGUGAAGAGGAGAUCAGUCGUUUCUUUGCACAAAGUCAGUCUCUGACCCCUUCUCCUGGCUGGCAGUCCCUCGGGUCCAGCCAGAGCCGGCUGGGCUCCCUCGACUGUUCCCACUCCUUCUCCAGCCGGACCGAUCUCAAUCACUGGAAUGGUGCUGGGCUGUCGGGAACUAACUGUGGAGACCUUCACGGCACUUCCCUCUGGGGGACCCCACAUUAUUCCACAAGCCUGUGGGGUCCCCCAAGCAGCAGUGACCCCCGGGGAAUUAGCAGCCCAUCCCCCAUUAACGCUUUCCUUUCUGUUGACCACCUGGGUGGGGGUGGGGAGUCCAUGUAGGGUGUAGUUGUAGACUCACAAACUGUGACCUCAAGAUGCGAGAGAUGGAGCACUAAGUUGGGCUCGCCGCCUGCAGCCAGGGGCCACCUGUGGGAACAGCUGUUCUCUGCACAUUUUCCACUUUGUUUUCCCCAAAACAUAUCAGUUUGAAUACUUGAAUCAUGCAGGCCAAUAUUAUAAUGUGAAAAGGUAUCUAUCUAUUUACACUCCCAAGUAGCGCCAUACAUGCUAGACCAUAUAGAAUGAGCUCACUCGUGUAUAUUCAUCAUGUUUAGCCUUGGAUUCAUUCUUCCUUUCUUCUUUCUGUUUUUUUCUCCUCCCUCCCCACCCCCCCUUUCCUUUUUUUGCAAAACCAUUUUUUGGGCUGAUAAUGUAUGAGCUUUUACCUUUGCACUGAAUGAUGCUCUCUCCGUCUAAUCGGCAAUAUGGGGGGGCAGCUGUUCCAGUGUAAAUGUUUACUCAAGGAUGUUCUUAAAGGUGUGCGCUCUCUACUAUGCCUUGAUGUUGCCUACCUUGUUGUGGUAUCGUGGAGUUUAAAAGAUCAAGUUAUGAUACUGACUUAGGAUUAUUAAUGAAAGUAUUGCACCAGUUUUUUCAUGUUGUAAAACUAAAGAAUUUCGCUCUGCAGUUUGAAAAACUGUGGCCACAGCUGUGACUUGCAGCCCACCUGCCACCCAGGACGGGCCCUGCACUUUGAAUAGGCUUUCCAUUUUGUUUUGAAGGUUCUCACGCUGAGCCUUCUUGUUUACAGAUUUUUUUGUUUGUUUUUUGAGAAAAAAAAAAUGUUUACUCUUCCAUCAUUUAAAAAAAAAUUAAAAAACAAAAAAAAAAUGGAGGAUGAUUUAAAAGAUGCUUUCUAUCUCUGGGAAAAAAGGAGCAGCAUUUGGCCAUGUUCUUUCGUUUUUCUAUUCCUGUCCUAAAUCAAAGAGCAUGGUUCUCAGGAAAACCAGUUCCCCAGUUAAAAAAAAAAAAAAAAAAAAAAAAUCCUUGUAGUUUCUUAUAGGAAAAAAAGAGACCCCCCCCCCAACUUUUAGCACUGAUACUACGUAUUGCUCUGUUAAAGAAUUUUCUCUGCCAAAAAAGAAAAAAAAAAGAAAAAAAUGCUUAAAGCUGGAGUUGGACAUUCUGCUUUCAGAUGCUGUCUUUUUCUUAGUGAUGAUGGUUUGCUAAUAAUCAAUAGGUGAUGAUUUUUGUAAUCCCAUCAAGUGGCUCUCUGUUUCUGCUCUCUUGUGACUGUGUUAAUGUUUAACUGUUGUACCUUAAAGCCGAAAUCAGUAACUAUGCAUACUGUAACCAAGGUAUUGGGCCUACAGAGUUGUUUGUUGUAUAAAGAAAAUUUUAAAUGUUGUUGCAAACUAACGAGUUACAUCAUUUUUAAAUUUCUCCCCCCGCCCUUUUUCGCCCACAAAUGGUAUUAUAAUGCUUGCUUAGUCAAAGAAGAGAGACUAAACAAGGGUAAAAAUUUUAACAGUACAGAAUUUGCCAUCAUUUCAUUGCCUUGAUUCUAACUGUUUGUGUCCUAAGAUGCAAAAGAAGUCAGUGGCUUUUAACUGUUUACAAAUAGAAUGUGAUUGUAAAUGUACAGUUCGGUUGUGUUGAAUUAUGAACUUUCUUCAGAUAUAAUAAACCAUGACUUUUUGGCUGCUCAA